Amoebophrya sp. A25 is the source of this 1016-nucleotide messenger RNA. NCBI's taxonomy places the organism in Eukaryota, Dinophyceae, Syndiniales, Amoebophryaceae. The record is from the annotation of a GenBank genome assembly.
CCUUCAUAAAAAUCUGUAGGUGGUGAGUAAUAAAGAUCUAUUGUCCAGAAUGUGGCCCUAACGACUGCUGCAGUGUCAGCGUACAGCAUCAACAACUGUAUAGGAAAAUUUCAGAAUUUGAAUUCAUUGGUGAUCACGUUCACAAUGCUGGUCUCUUUCUCUGACAGCAGCACGACUGCUCCUCCACAAUCUCAAAGUCCGUCGCGACGAUGUCUGUCGCGUCAUCAUCGCCGCAGCCGAAAGCACGGUUUAGAUCAUCGGGAGCCAAAGGAGGUAAAGGAGCUACAUGUAGGAGAUAGAGAAGAUGCAGGAGGGAGAGGGAAAAGAUCACGCCGUCUCGUCUCUCUGGUUCUGUUUGUAUCGCUAGAAGCACACCAAAAUGUACUUGCUAGAAAAACGGGCAUAGGCACAGUCGCGCAAGGACAUCAACGGCAGCAUGCGCUUGCUGCUUCGACAAGGACAACGAGUGAAAGCGCUACUACGAUGAAGAAACUGCAACACCUAGUACUGGCAGCAAGACAGGGUCCAGGGAAUUCGACCACCUCAGAAGAGCCGAGCUCUGGUUAAGGCAUCCAUAGAUACUUACACACACUCACACCUUCGUCUAAGUAAGUACGUGUCUUUUGGAAAAGUUUGCACGUUCGGAGAGAUCCUUCUCUAAUUUAGCGCACCCACUUCAAGCUCAGGUGCGCCAGCUUCCACGGCUUCUUCAAUGUCCUCAGAGAGCAGCACGGCUGCAGUGACGACCAUAUCUUCUUCUACAGAGGCGAGCACGAGGACAGAGGCGAGCACGAGGACAGAGACGAGCACGAGGACAGAGGCGAGCACGAGGACAGAGGCGAGCACGAGGACAGAGGCGAGCACGAGGACAGAGGCGAGCACGAGGACAGAGGCCAGCACGAGGACAGAGGCGAGCACGAGGACAGAGGCGAGCACCAGGACAGAGGCGAGCACGAGGACAGAGGCGAGCACGAGGACAGAGGCGAGCUCUACAGAGGCGAGCACUACAGGGGUGA